CUCUGACUCUUGACUCUCAACUCCAAACACAUAAAACACAAUUUUCAGCCCCUCUCUCAACAAAUCCGUCAGAGAGGCUGAGUGAGGCAUCAAACCAAACCACGAAACCAUGUCUUCCUCCUCGCACCUAAAUCCGAUGCGCCUCCUAAAAUACGAAGACGAGGAUGAUCCUCCAGUUUAUCACAAAAACCCGUACGACUUGAACAGCAAGAUCAUGCUCACAGCCAUCAUCUCAUUAUCUGUCGUCGUUUCGUUAGUGAUCGUGCUUCACACCUACGCUAGGUGUGUCCUCCGACGCCAGGCGCUUCGCCGUGCCUCCAUGCGUCAUCAUCUAGGCUCGACCAUGGCUCAUGUCCACAUGGCGGAGCAGCCCAAGACCGGCCUGGAGCCCUCCAUCAUUUCCGCCUUGCCCACUUUCGUUUUCACACGCGUGGACGGCCAGGACGACGGGGAAGCCAACGCAAUAGAGUGCGCCGUGUGCUUGAGCAUGUUAGAUCAUGAUGAGAUGGCAAGGCUGCUUCCAAAUUGCAAGCAUAGUUUCCAUGUGGAGUGCAUAGACACGUGGCUGAAUUCCCACACUACCUGCCCUAUUUGCCGGACAGAGGCACAGCCGCGUCUCCAGCCCGAGCCACGGGAGGAUCCCGUGGCAGGUGGGCCCACGGCUCCGCUGAACUCCGCGUUUCAGUCAUAUAUAGAAGGGACGUCAGAUGGUGCUGCCCAGUCCAGCUCUGGUACUAAAUCGAAUGGCUCGAUUUCGAGGUUGAGUUCUUUCAGAAGAAUGCUUAGCAUGGACAGAUCUUCAAGAAGGAUUCAAUCUUGUGGCCAAGAGGAUGGUAUAGAAGAUUUAGAGAGACAGUGAAUAUUGCAUUAAUUUUGCUAUAUAUACUUGAAUUAAUUGUUACAAUUUUGCUUUUGUUUGGUUUUUAUUACAAUUUGAGUGCUGCUCUUAUUGCUACAGAUGAUUAUAAACAUUAAAACUUUACUUGA
Molecule: messenger RNA, 987 nt
Organism: Prunus mume (Japanese apricot)
Lineage: Eukaryota; Viridiplantae; Streptophyta; Magnoliopsida; Rosales; Rosaceae
Product: E3 ubiquitin-protein ligase ATL41-like
Biological process (GO): protein ubiquitination
Molecular function (GO): transferase activity
Source: RefSeq, a predicted model, not a curated record